Molecule: messenger RNA, 1493 nt
Organism: Lipotes vexillifer (Yangtze River dolphin)
Lineage: Eukaryota; Metazoa; Chordata; Mammalia; Artiodactyla; Lipotidae
Gene: CDH18
Product: cadherin 18
Exons: 8
Biological process (GO): adherens junction organization; cell morphogenesis; cell-cell adhesion mediated by cadherin
Cellular component (GO): plasma membrane; catenin complex; adherens junction
Molecular function (GO): calcium ion binding; cadherin binding; beta-catenin binding
Source: RefSeq, a predicted model, not a curated record
AUGAAAAUUACGAGCACAUCUUGCAUCUGUCCAGUCCUCGUGUGUCUCUGUUUUGUGCAGAGGUGUUAUGGAACUGCUCAACACAGCUCCAUCAAGGGGACCAGAAACCAAACCAAACACAUCGAAGGUGAAACCGAAGUCCACCACCGUCCCAAAAGAGGAUGGGUUUGGAAUCAGUUCUUUGUUUUAGAAGAACACAUGGGGCCAGAUCCACAAUAUGUUGGAAAACUGCACUCUAAUUCUGACAAAGGUGAUGGGUCUGUGAAGUACAUCCUUACUGGAGAAGGUGCUGGGACUAUAUUUAUCAUUGAUGAUACCACGGGUGACAUCCACUCAACAAAAAGUCUAGACAGAGAGCAGAAGACCCACUAUGUGCUUCAUGCUCAGGCUAUUGACAGACGAACAAACAAGCCCCUUGAACCUGAAUCUGAGUUUAUCAUCAAAGUGCAAGACAUCAAUGACAAUGCUCCAAAGUUCACAGAUGGACCAUAUAUCGUAACUGUGCCUGAAAUGUCAGAUAUGGGUACCUCUGUUCUACAGGUGACAGCCACUGAUGCAGAUGACCCUACCUAUGGAAACAGUGCUCGGGUGGUUUACAGCAUUCUCCAGGGACAGCCCUACUUCUCUGUAGACCCUAAAACAGGAGUUAUUAGAACUGCCUUACAUAAUAUGGACAGAGAAGCCAGAGAACAUUACUCAGUGGUUAUUCAAGCCAAAGACAUGGCUGGGCAAGUUGGAGGGCUGUCGGGAUCCACCACGGUCAACAUCACCCUGACAGAUGUCAAUGACAACCCCCCAUGGUUUCCUCAAAAGCACUAUCAGCUGUAUGUUCCUGAGUCAGCCCAAGUUGGUUCAGCUGUUGGGAAAAUCAAGGCAAAUGAUGCAGACACUGGUUCAAAUGCGGACAUGAUAUACUCCAUCAUUAAUGGUGACGGUGUUGGGAUAUUCUCUAUCUCCACUGACAAAGAGACCAGAGAGAAAAAAAAGCCACUGAACUAUGAGAAAAAGAAGUCAUAUACCCUCAACAUAGAAGGAGCCAAUACACAUCUUGAUUUUCGCUUUUCUCACUUGGGUCCUUUUAAAGAUGCUACCAUGCUGAAAAUCAUUGUUGGGGAUGUAGAUGAACCACCACUAUUUUCCAUGCCUUCCUAUGUCAUGGAAGUCUAUGAAAAUGCCAAGAUUGGGACUGUUGUUGGCACAGUUUUGGCACAAGAUCCCGACAGUGCUAACAGCUUAGUAAGAUACUUCAUCGACUACAAUGCUGAAGAUGACAGGUUUUUCAACAUUGAUGCCAACACUGGAACCAUUAAGACUACCAAGGUUCUUGAUAGAGAAGAAACUCCAUGGUACAACAUCACAGUUGCUGCUUCAGAAAAUGAAAGUGGUGUCUUAUUAUCACAUAUCACAGUUCUGGUGGAAGGGUACUUUCUCAAUAAAUACCUGUGGAACAUUUAUGUUACAUAUAACAAUGUAAUCCAUAAUGGAGCUAUUUG